Messenger RNA from Canariomyces notabilis, 846 nucleotides. RefSeq lists its product as uncharacterized. The transcript has 3 exons. Lineage: Eukaryota; Fungi; Ascomycota; Sordariomycetes; Sordariales; Chaetomiaceae. The record is from RefSeq and is a predicted model, not a curated record. The coding region runs from base 1 to 846 and encodes 281 amino acids.
AUGGCCCCGACCCAACCGCCGGCCCCGAGCACGCUCCUCAACCUUGCCCGUUCUGCCGCCCCGCAUGUCGUAGCCACCACCUCCGGGGCCAUCGCCCUCUCCCGCCGCGACCUGACCGUCAACGAUGCCCAGAAAGUCACACUAGGCGUCAUCGCCGCCUACAUAGUUGCCAUCGCCCUACUAUGGAACCUGCCCUACGUCCGCUGGGUGCUGUGGCCGUUCAAGAUGCUCGUAAUAGCCUUCCACGAGUUUGGGCACGCCAUCAUGUGCGUGCUGACGGGGGGAAAAGUCAAGAGCAUCGAGCUGGACCCGCGCGAGGGCGGGGUGACGCACAUGCUCGGGGGGCGAAGCGCGCUGACGCUGCCCGCGGGCUACCUAGGCUCGUCGCUGGUGGGCGCGCUGCUGACGUUUGCCGGGUUCAACAUCAACGCGAGCAAGAUUGCCAGCAUCGCCGUCGGCGUAUGCUUCCUGCUCACCCUGUGGUGGGGCCGCCGCGACUGGCUGACCAUCGGCACCAUCCUCGCCGCGGUGGGUCUGCUCGUCGGCUGCUGGUUCAUUGCCCACGCCGAGGCCCUGCGGUUUGUGGUGCUGUUUAUCGGCGUCAUGAGCUCGUUGUAUAGCGUGUGGGAUAUUUGCGAUGACCUCAUCCUCCGCAAGAUCAACAGCUCCGACGCGAGCGUCUUUGCUAAGCGCUACGGCGGCUCUUCCCAGUGCUGGGGCGUCAUCUGGUCCAUCAUCUCGCUCUGCUUCAUGGCGGCCGGCAUUGUGGCCGGCAUUGCGGCGUUCCCGCAGUCUGCUGAGCAGCAGAGGCAGGACUCGCAGCACUUUAUUCCCACAAAGUUUUGA